This is a messenger RNA of Malus domestica (apple), 387 nucleotides long. Its product is annotated as L10-interacting MYB domain-containing protein-like. NCBI's taxonomy places the organism in Eukaryota, Viridiplantae, Streptophyta, Magnoliopsida, Rosales, Rosaceae. The record is from RefSeq and is a predicted model, not a curated record.
AUGUCUAAUAAUAUAGCUAAAGAUAUACAAGAUCAUGGAGAAGGUAACGAAAAAAAGAGCAAGGCAAUGUGGGAUGAUGCAAGUGUUGGGAUAUUUAUAAGUGUUUGUGUAGCUGAGACAUUAGCCGGAAAUCAAAUAGGUGGUCAUCUUAAUAGAAUUGGAUGGGAAAAUGUUAUUAAAAAAUUUAAUGACCUUACUCAAAGGUCAUAUGUUCAUAAACAACUCAAGAACAAAUGGACUGCACUUAAGAAAGAAUGGCAAUUGUGGGCAUCAUUAGUUGGAAAAGAGACUGGCUUAGGAUGGGAUCUUGUGAAGCAAACUAUCAUUGCAAGUGAUGAAUGGUGGGAGAAAAAAGUGAAGGAGAAUUCUAAAGUUGAGAAAUAUUGA